AUGUUUAUCUAUCUAUCUAUCUCAGUUGUGUUCAUGUCUAUCUGUCUAUCUAUCUAUCUAUCUCAGUCUGUUCAUGUCUAUCUCUCUCUCUCUCAGUCUGUUCAUGUCUAUCUCUCUCUCUCUCAGUCUGUUCAUGUCUAUCUCUCUAUCUAUCUCUCUCAGUCUGUUCAUGUCUAUCUAUCUCUCUCUCUCUCAGUUGUGUUCAUGUCUAUCUCUCUCUCUCUCUCUCUCUCUCUCAGUCUGUUCAUGUCUAUCUCUCUCUCUCUCUCUCAGUUGUGUUCAUGUCUAUCUCUCUCUAUCUCAGUUGUGUUCAUGUCUAUCUCUCUCUCUCUCUCAGUCUGUUCAUGUCUAUCUAUCUAUCUAUCUCUCUCAGUCUGUUCAUGUCUAUCUCUCUCUCUCUCAGUUGUGUUCAUGUCUAUCUCUCUCUCUCUCUCAGUUGUGUUCAUGUCUAUCUCUCUCUCUCUCUCUCUCAAUUGUGUUCAUGUCUAUCUCUCUCUCUCUCUCUCUCUCUAUCUCAGUCUGUUCAUGUCUAUCUAUCUAUCUCUCAGUCUGUUCAUGUCUAUCUAUCUAUCUAUCUCUCUCAGUCUGUUCAUGUCUAUCUAUCUCUCUCAGUCUGUUCAUGUCUAUCUAUCUCUCUCAGUCUGUUCAUGUCUAUCUAUCUCUCUCAGUCUGUUCAUGUCUAUCUAUCUCUCUCAGUCUGUUCAUGUCUAUCUCUCUCUCUCUCUCUCAGUUGUGUUCAUGUCUAUCUCUCUCUCUCUCUCUAUCUCAGUCUGUUCAUGUCUAUCUACCUAUCUAUCUCAGUGUUCAUGUCUAUCUACCUAUCUCUCUCUCUCUCACAGUCUGUUCAUGUCUAUCUAUCUAUCUCUCUCUCUCAGUCUGUUCAUGUCUAUCUAUCUAUCUCUCUCAGUCUGUUCAUGUGUACCUUUCAUUCAAUUCAUGUCUAUCUAUCUCAGUCAACUGAUAUAUAUCUAUCUCAGUUCAUAUCUAUCUAUAUAUCAGUCUGUACAUAUCUGUCUAUCUCAGUCUGUUUGA
Acanthosepion pharaonis is the source of this 1032-nucleotide messenger RNA. The record is from the annotation of a GenBank genome assembly. Lineage: Eukaryota; Metazoa; Mollusca; Cephalopoda; Sepiida; Sepiidae.